CAGCCGCAGGCGCGCUGAGCUUCCGAGGGUCGGUAUGUGGCUUGUGUCCUGCCAGCUGUGUGUGCACAUUGCAAGGCGGAGUAAGCUCUUGGGAACCUGGAACAGGCCUGCCGCCUUCAUGUCCACUCUACUCAUCAGUCAGCCCCAGUAUGCUUGGCUGAAGGAGCUGGGGCUCCGCGAAGAGAACGAGGGCGUGUAUAAUGGAAGCUGGGGCGGCCGGGGAGAGGUUAUCACAACCUAUUGUCCUGCUAACAAUGAGCCAAUAGCAAGAGUCCGACAGGCUAGUAUGGCUGACUAUGAAGAAACUGUGAAGAAAGCCAGAGAAGCAUGGAGACUCUGGGCAGAUGUUCCUGCUCCAAAGCGAGGAGAAGUAGUGAGACAGAUUGGUGAUGCCUUGCGAGAGAAGAUUCAAGUACUAGGAAGCUUGGUGUCUUUGGAGAUGGGGAAAAUCUUAGUAGAAGGUGUGGGAGAAGUUCAAGAGUAUGUGGAUAUUUGUGAUUAUGCUGUCGGCUUAUCACGGAUGAUCGGGGGACCCAUUCUGCCUUCUGAACGGCCUGGCCAUGCGCUCAUCGAGCAGUGGAACCCUGUGGGCCUGGUUGGAAUCAUCACCGCCUUCAACUUCCCCGUGGCGGUGUACGGCUGGAACAAUGCCAUCGCCAUGAUCUGCGGGAAUGUCUGCCUUUGGAAAGGAGCUCCAACAACUUCCCUCAUUAGUGUUGCCGUCACAAAGAUAAUAGCUAAGGUUCUGGAGGACAACAAGCUGCCCGGUGCAAUUUGUUCCUUGACUUGUGGUGGAGCGGACAUCGGCACUGCAAUGGCCAAAGAUGAGCGAGUGAACCUGCUGUCCUUCACUGGGAGCACUCAGGUGGGGAAACAGGUGGCCCUUAUGGUGCAGGAGAGGUUUGGGAGAAGUUUAUUAGAACUUGGAGGAAAUAAUGCCAUCAUUGCUUUUGACGAUGCGGACCUCAGCCUAGUCGUUCCUUCAGCUCUCUUCGCCUCCGUGGGGACGGCCGGCCAGAGGUGCACCACUGCCAGGCGCCUGUUUUUACAUGAAAGCAUCCACGACGAGGUUGUGCAUAGACUUAAGAAGGCCUAUGCACAGGUCCGGGUCGGGAACCCAUGGGACUCCAAUGUUCUCUAUGGGCCACUGCACACCAAACAGGCAGUGAGCAUGUUCCUUGGGGCAGUGGAAGCAGCAAAGAAAGAAGGAGGCACAGUGGUCUAUGGCGGCAAGGCUAUGGAUCGCCCUGGGAACUACGUAGAACCGACCAUUGUGACAGGUCUCACCCACGACGCGUCCAUUGCCCACACAGAGACUUUUGCUCCGAUUCUUUAUGUCUUUAAAUUCACGAAUGAAGACGAAGUCUUUGCGUGGAAUAAUGAAGUCAAGCAGGGACUUUCAAGUAGCAUCUUUACCAAGGACUUGGGCAGAAUCUUCCGUUGGCUUGGACCAAAAGGAUCGGACUGUGGCAUUGUGAACGUCAACAUUCCAACGAGCGGGGCUGAGAUCGGAGGUGCCUUUGGAGGCGAGAAGCACAGCGGCGGCGGCCGGGAGUCGGGCAGCGACGCCUGGAAGCAGUACAUGAGAAGGUCCACGUGUACCAUCAACUACAGUAAGGACCUUCCUCUGGCCCAAGGAAUCAAGUUUCAGUAAAGGUGCUUUAAAUCGACAUUA
This is a messenger RNA of Artibeus jamaicensis (Jamaican fruit-eating bat), 1675 nucleotides long. It is a transcript of the gene ALDH7A1, whose product is annotated as aldehyde dehydrogenase 7 family member A1. Gene Ontology annotation, molecular function: aldehyde dehydrogenase (NAD+) activity. The transcript has 18 exons. The coding region runs from base 35 to 1654 and encodes 539 amino acids. The record is from RefSeq and is a predicted model, not a curated record. Lineage: Eukaryota; Metazoa; Chordata; Mammalia; Chiroptera; Phyllostomidae.